Molecule: messenger RNA, 1941 nt
Organism: Peronospora matthiolae
Lineage: Eukaryota; Oomycota; Peronosporomycetes; Peronosporales; Peronosporaceae
Source: the annotation of a GenBank genome assembly
AUGGUAAUUACCAAAACCGAUGACCGUCAACAGGUGGUUAUCAGCCGCGAUGUCAACUUCGACGAGUCCACCUUUGGACUUCAACUGCCGAUCACUGAUGAAGAUGUCGAUGACCUGGACUUCGAAUUGCUGGAUCUUGAUGACGAAGAGCUGCGUCAAAUGGAGUACAAGCAAACAGGCAAGCGCAAGAACCGACUCAAUGAUGAAGAUACAGCAGCUCCACGACCGCGUGCAGUGCGUCAACGACCAGGACUAGAAGAGUCAAGCGCGCCGGAAAACAACUCGUCACGACAAGAAGAAGACGAAGAAACGAAGGAUUCUGGUGAUUCAACACCGCCUGUGUUUUGGCGUGCGAGUGCAAAUGCCGUUGAAGCAGCAGUGGACUUAUCAGAGCCCUCAACAUUUGAAGCAGCAGUAAGCGGCCCUGACCAAGUGCACUGGAGAAAAGCAAUUCAUGCAGAGCUCGAGUCAAUGCGACUUCGCGGUGUGUUUCGUGCAGCCAAGCUGCCCAACGGACAACGCGCCAUUGGCACAAAAUGGGUGUUCAAGAUCAAGCGUAAAGCGGAUGGAUCCAUCGAGAAGUACAAGGCACGUCUCGCGGCAAAGGGCUUUCGCUCGAAGUAUGGAAUCGACUACACGGAGACGUUUUCUCCCGUGGUCAAGCAUGUGACGCUGAGAAUGGUGAUCGCAAUUUCCAAGCAUUUUGGAUGGCCCAUCGACCAGCUUGAUGUGGUGACAGCUUUCCUGUAUGGCGUCAUGAAGGAACAAGUGUUCUGCGUGAUUCCUGAAGGCGUCGAACUUGACAGUACGUUCGACUGCCUGGAAUUGGUGAAGUCAAUUUACGGCCUCAAGCAAGCGUCGCGAGUGUGGAACGAGACGUUCGACGAGUAUGUGUGCUCCAUCGGAUUUCAAGUAUCGGACUUCGACCCAUGUCUCUACAUCAAGACUUCGGACGGCCAUUGCGUGUUUAUACUGGUCUACGUGGACGACGUCUUGGUGACUGGAAGCUCACUCGAGCUGAUUGCACAAACCAAGAACGACCUGAAGACGCGGUUCGAAAUGACGUACAGCGGCAAGUGUGCGUUUGUUCUUGGGAUCGAGCUUUUGGACGGUGAAGAUGGCAGUGUGACACUAUGUCAGCGUCGGUAUGUCGAUGAUAUCCUCAAGCGCUUUGGCAUGGAUGAUUGCAAGGCAGUCGCAAGUCCAGUCGACAUGAGCUCUCGACUUGUUUCAAGUGAUGCAACUACCAAGGUCGAUGCUCCUUUUCGCGAAGCUGUUGGUGCGUUGAUGCACCUGACCACCGCAACGCGUCCGGACAUUGCGUUUGCUGUGGGCUAUGUGUCGCGGUUCAUGGAAAAUCCCCAAGAAGAACACUGGGUUGCAGUUAAGCGUAUCUUUCGCUACCUACAAGGCACCAAGACGCAUGGAAUUUGCUACAAGCCAAGUGCAAGGAUCGACUUCCGUGGAUAUUCGGAUGCGGAUUGGGCUGGUGAUCUUACCGACCGCAAGUCAACAUCGGGGUACACGUUCAUGCUACUCGGUGCGCCAGUCUGUUGGGGCAGCAAGAAGCAGCCAAGUGUUUCGUUGUCCACGAGUGAAGCCGAAUACAUCGCACUCAGCUUGGCGAUUCAAGAGGGCAAGUGGAUUCAUCGUCUGCUUUGUGAGAUCGUGAUGGCUGCCAAUGAAGAAGGACCGGAACUCAUGAUCCAUGAAGACAAUCAGUCGUGUAUCAAGAUGACGAAGAACCCAGUCAACCACGGCCGUGCCAAGCACAUUGAUAUCAAGUACCAUCACAUCCGUGAUGAGGUCAAGCGCGGUGAAGUGAAGCUCAAGUACUGUGAAACUGCGGUGAUGUUAGCGGACAUCAUGACGAAGGGACUUCACGGGCCACGCCACAAGGAGAUGACGGCGACUCUCGGGAUUCGUGAGCAUUCGGAUUGA